Messenger RNA from Lathyrus sativus (Indian pea), 486 nucleotides. Lineage: Eukaryota; Viridiplantae; Streptophyta; Magnoliopsida; Fabales; Fabaceae. The record is from the annotation of a GenBank genome assembly.
AUGACUAGCUCUUCAACUUCCUCUCGCAAGAAUCUCAGUAAGAUUGCCUGCAAUAGGCUUCAGAAAGAACUCACCGAGUGGCAGACUAGUCCUCCUACCGGUUUCAACUACAAAGUCAGUGAUAAUCUCCAAAGGUGGGUUAUUGAAGUAGUUGGUGCUCCUGGGACACUUUAUGCUAAUGAGACUUACAAGCUUCAGGUCGAUUUCCCGGAGCAUUACCCAAUGGAAGCUCCACAGGUCAUAUUUAUGAAUCCGGCUCCAAUGCAUCCACAUAUCUAUAGCAAUGGGCAUAUUUGUUUAGAUAUAUUGUAUGAUUCAUGGUCCCCUGCUAUGACUGUUAGUUCUGUAUGUAUCAGCAUUCUCUCAAUGCUUUCAAGCUCAACUGUAAAGCAACGCCCUGAAGAUAAUGACCGCUAUGUAAAGAACUGUAGAAAUGGCAGAUCUCCCAAGGAGACAAGGUGGUGGUUCCAUGAUGAUAAAGUAUAA